Messenger RNA from Mya arenaria, 2559 nucleotides. RefSeq names its product hemocyte protein-glutamine gamma-glutamyltransferase-like. The transcript has 17 exons. NCBI's taxonomy places the organism in Eukaryota, Metazoa, Mollusca, Bivalvia, Myida, Myidae. Gene Ontology annotation, molecular function: protein-glutamine gamma-glutamyltransferase activity. Bases 18 to 2438 code for a protein of 806 amino acids. Gene Ontology annotation, biological process: peptide cross-linking. The record is from RefSeq and is a predicted model, not a curated record.
UUGGAUCACGGCUAUUAAUGGGGUCCGCAUUCCGGAAGGAGAAACCCAUCACACAGACGGUGGUGCUGACGGCUCCUGUGGUAUACACUUCCGGUGAAGUUGAGUUUCCGCCGAGGCGGCCGGCCAAGCAGACGCUGUCAGGCGCAUAUAUUCAGGAUAAAAAUGCUCCUUUAUAUAUCCGGAAGUUGCAGACAUGGGCCUGGGAAAACGCCGAACAUCACCGAACAAAGAGGUUCCCCCUUACCAAGUCCGGGACCCUCGUAGUUCGCAGGGGCCAGCCCUUAAAGAUGACCUUGACAUUCAACAGACCCUACAACUCGCUCACCGAUGAACUCAAGUUUUACUUUGAAACUGGCGAACACCCGUUACCCGGCAACGACACAAUGGUAUGCCUGUCUUCUUACACGUCCCAGGGCUCCAGCGACUGGAAGUCCGACUUCCUGCCCGUCAUUGGCACCAAAAAUCAAGAUUGCCUGCAAGCCCAUUUAUGGAUCUUCACACCACCGGAUUGUAUUGUAUCAGACUGGAAAUUCUCACUACAAAGCAUUCUACGUACGGAGACAGAGACCGCGAUGGUCACGUAUGAACACCCGGAGAAGAUCUACAUUCUAUUCAAUCCAUGGUGUAAAGAUGACGCUGUGUAUCUUCCCGCAGAACCACUCUUAGACGAAUAUGUUAUGAAUUCCUCGGGCUUACUAUUCACAGGCUGCAGAAAGCGGAUUACUUAUAAGCCAUGGAUAUAUGGGCAGUUUGAGUCCGGGAUUCUGGAAGCAAGUCUUUACAUUAUUAAGAGAGGGUUCAACUUUAGAACAACACAAAGUAUGGGCGACCCUGUGUUAGUUACACGAGUGUUAUCUAACAUUGUCAACGCGGACGAAAACGGCGGUGUUCUUAAAGGUCUAUGGUCAACAAACGAUUUCCAAGAUGGCCGAUCUCCAACUACGUGGAGCGGAAGUGUCGCCAUCUUGAAACAGUAUCUCGAUAACGUCAUUUCCGCUAAAGGAGGUGACCCCGAACCAGUGAAAUAUGGACAGUGUUUCGUAUAUGCAGGAUUAGUCACUACAAUCUGUCGAGCUUUGGGUAUUCCGUGCCGCUGUGUGACCAACUACAACUCCGGGCGCGGGACGGACGGACGGUUGGCCAUCGAUUUCUACUACGAGAUGAAGGAGGAUGGGACUAUAGAUGAAAUAGAAUCAGAGGAAAAUGACGAUCUUGUUUGGACCUUCCAUGUGUGGAACGAUGUAUGGAUGCGCCGGACGGACGUCUCGCGGCCUUAUAACGAGGCGGACUGGCAGGCUCUGGACGCCACACCACAGCUUACAUGUACUAGCAGUGUACACAGCUGUGGACCAGCCCCGCUUCCGGCAAUAAAGAACUGUCAAACAGAAGUGCCCUAUGACGUCACUUCUUUGUUUGCGGAGGUCAACGCUGACGUCAUACACUGGCUAAAAGUGGAUAUGGGCAACUGGACUGUAUUUAAUAUGGAACCGUCAAGAGUGGGCAAUUCUAUUAGUUCAAAGACGCCAGAUGGCCGACCACCGCUGCUAUCAUAUAAAUAUAACCUUGCAGAGAUAAGCAGGGUACGGCAAGACGUCACGUCAGAUUACAAAUACAAAAAGGGGACAGAAAUGGAGAGACAAUUAGUAAAACGACCGGAGAGGAAACCGCGUCCAAUGCACAGAUGUCGAGCGAAGGACGUUGUAUUCAAACUUGAAAACAAGGAAUUUGAGUACAUCGGAGCAGACUUUUACGUCAAAGCGCACGUGACAAACACGAGUAGUGAGUCACGUGAUGUCCACGUGGUGCUGUCUUGCGAAGCUGUACAUUAUAAUGGCAGACGACAUUCCUUGUUCAAGAAACUUGAGUGGAAAUUGACGCUUGGGCCGACACAGGAGGAGCAGUUAAAACUGCCAAUCUAUGCGGACGACUAUAUUGGAAGACUUGCCGAACACACGUGCGCACGCCAGGUGGGGUAUUUUAGGUGUGAAGAUACCGACCAAAUUGCCGCCUGUGUGGAUGAAUUUCUAUUUGAAAAGCCACAUCUAGAGCUGUCGGUAGAAGAAACCGUCCACAAGAAUUCAAACUUUGAGCUGAAACUGCAGUUUAAGAAUCCGCUACACAAGCAGCUUACUGCAUGUGCUGUAAGCGUAGAAGGCGCCGGCUUGGAGUCGUCCGUCUUCAUAAGGAACUUCAAGAACGUUCCGGCCCUUUGUGAAUGGACGGGUGUUGUUAACCUACUACCAGUGCAGGGCAAGAGUCUCGCGAUAUCAGCAACAUUUCACUGCCAGCAGAUGUUUGACAUCGUCGGCUUUCUUUCUGUUAGGGUUGAGAAAGCCAUUGAAUUAAGUACAGACAAACCGAAAGUUAUUGAUCACGUGACAAACGUCAAUGACGUUGCUAUGUCGGACAGCUCGUCCCGUGUGACAUUUCAGGCGUAAUGCUCUGUAUAUUCGUACUCACGGAAAACAUUGGCAAUAUUAUAUUAUAUAAUGUUGUUUUUUUCUGGUUUAUUGCAUAAUUUUAUUAAUUAGGUGGAUAUUUUAUUUAUUAAGUAUUACG